AUGGACAAAACAGUCGAGAUUGUAGAAUACAAAGGGAAGAUCCCCACGUUAACCACUCUCGUGCACAGAUUCCGAGGCAACCUGAUAGCACGUUACGCCGAGAAACUUGGGUAUAAGAUUUCCGACGAUGAUUCCUUCGUCGUUAUGAAGAAAUGGUUGGACGAAGCCGACACCUCCGCAGCAAGGGCCUAUGCAUACCUUGAAUCGCUCACCGAUGUCCCAAGAAAUCCGAAGGCCAAUCCAACUGGCGGUGAUGAUCUUGUCAGCUCAGACUGGCUUGAGGCUGUGAAACCUUGGUUACAUUGCCACUUGUGCAUUACAGAUAAUGCUAAGCAAUUGAGAAUAUACAUGGGUCACCAACAACUCGGCACGGAUAAAAAACAACUUUUAAUACAUUUCAUCAAGAAAACGGAUGCCGGGCAGUGGGAAUACGUGAAACCAUGGGGACCUGUCAAGCCUACGCCGCCCCCUGAGAAGCCUGACCCUGAGAAGCCCGUGGUCCUCGCAAUGGGUGCACCUCGUACAAGCAAUGUCGACGUCAGCACCACAACAAUGGACGACGCCCUCUUGGACCCUCGGCUUCUGGACGACUCUCCUCCACAUCCUCUAUCCACGGAUGACACUCGGUUUCUAGAGAAGGCCGCCACAAUUCUUGAUGCUGACAAUGGCAAUGGCAACAGUGAACCAUCUCAGCCUCCAGUUGCCCUGGGCGUGCUCCCGCCGAACCUUUUCAGCGGCUUUGGCGGGCUGGACGCGUCAUGCGCUUUUGGGUCUCUUGAGAGUUUCAAAGCGAAUGUGUUCGAUUUAUCCAUCUCCAACCCGCUCAAGAUAUCUACAUUUACCUGCACGGGAUCCGACAGCAAAACAGCCCAGUACACCGUUCCAAGCUACCUCAACUUGACCUGGGGUACCGUAUCCGAGUACUUUUCGGCGACUGGUACCUCCAAGGUCGACUUCAUUCACGAUCUUUCCGACACGAUGGAUCUUGGGUUCGACUUCUUCGGCUUCGGCGCCGAAUUCAAGCGAACCUUUGACGAGCACACGAAGGAGGAAACCUUCCAGAAGUACAUGGCUCAAUACGACCAAGAAAUUGUGUACAAGGUCGGUCUGAAGAACAAGGACGAGGUCAAGGAACACCUAUCUCCUGAUUUCAAGAAAGCCUUGGCCACCUGGACUGCGGAAAAGAUAGUUGAUCAGUUCGGUACCCAUUUCAUGACGGAAGCUUGUUUUGGAGGUCUCCGAAUCUACUCAUCCACAUUGGAUGAGUUGAACAACGUCACCAAGCAUGAUCUGGUUGAUGCGAUCGAGUUGAAAGCUCCUAUCAUCGACCCCGAUACUGGAAAAAAGGUAGGGAACGUCAGCGCAAAACCAAAUAGCGAAGACCAUGUCGUCAACUCCAUUCUGCAAACUAUGGAUGUACUUAAGACCAAAACCAUAGGCGGCACUGCUCCAGAUGGAGAAGCUUUGUUCGAUUGGAGACAAUCUCUGGCAUCCAACCCUUCGGUUGUCAAGUACAAGGUCAAGUCCCUUGACACGCUGGUUGACGAUCCGACCAAAAAGUCCGCGCUGCAGACAGCCAUCAAGGCCCGUCUGGCGAUGACUGAGCCAGUAGACGGUUGCAACGUGCUUGCAAUCCGGGUCCCUCUCAAGCCAUAUUACUCGGACCGAGAUUCUCGCGGCAAGCACGACAUCAGCGUCGCUUACCCAGACAUCCCAAAGGGUUGGUAUGCUGUUGGCCAAUUUGCCCAGCCUGCUGCCCUGGAGAAUGCCUUCUACGGCAAAAGCUACUGUAUUGCUGUGCGAGGCAAUCCGAACUUCGACCUCGACCCGGACCGUGCAUGCCCUGCGUUGUUCGGGGCGACGUCCGCUAAACGACGCUGGUACACCGAGCGCCAGGGCAACAAUUACGGCAUGUUUACUCCGGUCUUCGACAGCUCUUACCAAGACGACCUGCUCAAAAAGUACCCUGCCCUCAAGACGUCUCCGCAGGUGCCGCUGAUCGACCAGUAUCAGGCACUCGGCGAUAUUUUCGAGCCCGCGGUCGACCCACAGUCUAUCCCUCGCACCUCGUUGGAAAACAUCGCCUGCUUCCACACCAGCUGCUUGAAGGAGCUGCCCAAAUUCCCUCCUAAAGUCUGGAUUUGGGAUGACACAAACACACAUGGAACGCCCGACGUGACCGUCAUGGGUGCCCCGAACUUGGAAAUGCCCGAUGGGAAGUCGAAGGAGCGGCGACAGAUGGUUAUCCAGGCGCCCGAGACGGGUCCAUCGUAUAUUUUCAAGUGCCUGCCGCGAGGGGAUGACGGGAGCACCGAGAAGUGGUACACGCUGGACUGGGACAAGGUGAAGUGGAUGGAGAAUAAGUGGAUGGCGGACAUUCCGCACUGA
This is a messenger RNA of Cladophialophora psammophila CBS 110553, 2388 nucleotides long. RefSeq lists its product as uncharacterized. The record is from RefSeq and is a predicted model, not a curated record. The transcript is spliced from 4 exons. NCBI's taxonomy places the organism in Eukaryota, Fungi, Ascomycota, Eurotiomycetes, Chaetothyriales, Herpotrichiellaceae. Bases 1 to 2388 code for a protein of 795 amino acids.